Coccinella septempunctata (seven-spotted ladybird) is the source of this 1661-nucleotide messenger RNA. RefSeq names its product zinc finger protein 239-like. Gene Ontology annotation, cellular component: nucleus. Lineage: Eukaryota; Metazoa; Arthropoda; Insecta; Coleoptera; Coccinellidae. The transcript has a single exon. Gene Ontology annotation, molecular function: RNA polymerase II cis-regulatory region sequence-specific DNA binding; DNA-binding transcription factor activity; zinc ion binding. The coding region runs from base 46 to 1635 and encodes 529 amino acids. The record is from RefSeq and is a predicted model, not a curated record. Gene Ontology annotation, biological process: regulation of transcription by RNA polymerase II.
CUUGUCCUAGUUUAUGGAAUUUAAAAAAAAGUUUACAUUUUUUUAAUGGAAAAUAUGGAGGUUCCUUUAACUGAAGGAAACAAAACAGCACAAACUGAGAAAUUUGAUUUUAUAAAGACUCUUUGUAGAUUAUGCUCAGUGGAGUGUAACUCAAGAUCGAAAAGUAUAUUUCAACGAAAAAUUCUUGAAAUGAUAGAAUUUUGUUUUUCUCUUCAUCCAAGUCAAACUGAUGGACUGCCAAAACGUAUAUGCUCAACAUGCUUUGAAUCUCUGACCAACAGUUAUCUGUUCAAAAUACAAGUUGAGGCAACAGAUACUUUGUUGAAGGAAAAAAUGAAAGCACUUGUUUCAAACCAAGACAUACUUGAUAUUGCUCUAAAUGAGGCUGAAAUCAAAGAUAUACAGGGUGAAAUGAUCUCAACAGAGAAUUCAACGAGAGUUCUAGAGAAUAUUCCUUCAAGAAGUAUGUAUAACAAGAUUGGAUCUGUUAAGCUCAAUGAAGUGUCAUUACCAGUGGAAGACAUUCAAAAUUGUUCUGCGAGUUUGAAGGAAGAAAAUUUCAAAGUGAAGGUUAUUGAAGAGGAUAAACAAACUCCAGAACAAAUCAUUUAUAAUAUUGAUCUUCCACCAUUGAUACCUAUAAAACCUUCGGAAAAUGCUGAAAGAAUUAUUAUAAAUCAAGUUCUUCCUCAAGAAAUACCACCCCUAGUACCUCUCAAGUCGAUUUGUCAUGAACCUUUAUCUUUGAAAGAUUCAGUAGAAUCUUCAGAGCAUGAAAACAAUGAUGAGAACGUUAAGUUAGAUAUGUCUCAAAAAAAUUAUAAAGAAAUAUGCGAAUCAUCCAAGUCUUUAUUCUGCAAUAUUUGUAGAAAAGAAUUCAAAGAUGGCAAAAAACUUAUUGGACAUUUAAAAGGUCACAUGGUUCCAAAAAAUUUUGCUUGUAAAAUUUGUGGAAAAAAAUAUCCCAGCCAUAGUACUUUCCAAAUACAUAUGAGGUCUCAUACUGGGGAAAGACCAUUUAAAUGUCCUGUUUGUGAUAAAGGUUUCACACGAUGGGCUGGAGUUGUUAGCCACAUGCAAACACAUGAGGACAAUAGACCUUUUAAAUGCAAUUUUUGCAAUCAGUCAUUCAAAAUUGUAUCAAACUUGGAAAGACAUAAAGUGUUACAUUCUGGGGUACUACCAUUUUGCUGCAACUAUUGUGGUAAUACAUUUAGUCAGUCAGCCAAUCUGCAAUUGCAUAUAAGGACAUACCAUACAAAUGAGAGACCUUAUUUGUGUUCCGAGUGUGGUAAAGGUUUCGUUUCAUCAUCAAGACUUAAUCGUCAUAUGUGGGUUCAUUCAGGUUACAAGCCGUUCCUAUGUAAGAUAUGUUCUAAAGCUUACUCAAACUCUGGUGAUUUGAGAAAUCACGAAAGUGGCGCACAUGGCGAUGGAGAUUUCGAAAAACCCUUUACUUGUAAAUUAUGUGACAAAAGUUUCUUGUAUUCAUGUCGUCUAAGGAAACAUUUGAAAACGCAUCAGAGACCUUUAGCAUGUAACCAGUGUAGUAAGACUUUCCGCUCAGGUGAUAUCUUAGAACAACAUGUAAGAAGUAAACACUCGGAAGUUCCUUGUUCAGAAAACAAAGAUUGAAUAAAUGAUAUCUUUGAAGAAUUGAA